AUGCUCACUUCCGACGUGCAACACGGCAUCCUGCGAAACCUCCCAAUCCACGCUUGGUCCCACGAAGCAUCGCGUAGGACGACGGAGUAUCAUACUCCCUCCAAAGCUACCUCUCACAUCGAAAUCGUGACAUGGAACGUUGACUUCAAGGGACAAGUCGCCGCUGCCGGUCGAGUGUCCUGCAUACUCGACCACCUCAGAGACGUCGUGCUCGAAAACGAGCUGCAGUCGGCUGUGAUCCUACUACAGGAACUGAAUCAGUUCAGCUUCGCCAGUGUUCUCGAGCACAGCUGGGUGCGAAAGCAUUUCGCCAUUACUCCUCCUGACACGAAGAGCUGGCCCUGGCCGCCUCGGUACGGCAUUUCCACACUUGUCUCGCGCCAGCUGCAGGUCGGAGUAGCCUACAACGAGAUGCUGCAUUUCCGCAAGACUGUCAUGGGCCGCACUGCGGUGUUCGUCGACGUGUCGCUGCAGCUGUCAGGCGAUGAACCUAACUACGCCAAACAAGUCAUCCGCAUCGCGAAUACUCACCUGGAGUCACUCUCGGACGAGGUGCGUUUUCGCCCGAUCCAACUGCGCGCGACUGCGGACCUCCUGCGUGCUCCAGGAGUACAUGCCGGAGUGGUGGGAGGCGACAUGAACAUGGUCCUUCCUGUGGACCAAGACAUACACGUCGCCGCUGGGCUGGGUGAUGCGGGCACGGAUGGGCCCGACUCGCUCACGUGGGGGUUCCAACCUCGGUCAGGGCGUUGGGCCGCCAAGAGAAUGGACCGCGUAUUCUACACUCCCUCACCUGGGUUCGUCGUCGAGCCUGUGAAGGUGAUCGGGAAGGGCCUGACAACAGCAGACGGUCGAUGGGCGAGCGACCACUACGGCCUUUUGACCAGGAUCGGUCUGCGACAGACCGAGACUUGGCAAUAG
This is a messenger RNA of Dichomitus squalens LYAD-421 SS1, 921 nucleotides long. RefSeq lists its product as uncharacterized. Gene Ontology annotation, biological process: double-strand break repair. Bases 1 to 921 code for a protein of 306 amino acids. Gene Ontology annotation, cellular component: PML body; cytoplasm. Gene Ontology annotation, molecular function: 5'-tyrosyl-DNA phosphodiesterase activity; single-stranded DNA binding. The transcript has 3 exons. The record is from RefSeq and is a predicted model, not a curated record. Lineage: Eukaryota; Fungi; Basidiomycota; Agaricomycetes; Polyporales; Polyporaceae.